AUAUAGGGGGAAAAUGGCUGCCGAUACUUCUGUUGGAGUAUUUUCAAAAGUUCUGGAGACUCAGAUACUUCAGACAGCCAUGACUGUAGAACAGCAAGUUGAUGCAGAGCUUGAAAAACUGGACCAGAUGGAUGAAGAUGAAUUGGAACUUGUAAAGCAAAGGAGGCUUGAAGCACUGAAGAAAGCCCAGCAACAGAAACAAGAAUGGCUUUCAAAAGGACACGGGGAAUAUAGGGAAAUCUCCAGUGAAAGAGAUUUUUUUCAAGAAGUGAAAGAGAGUAAAAAUGUGGUCUGCCAUUUCUAUAGAGAUACAACUUUCAGAUGCUUAAUAAUAGACAAGCAUUUAAUUAUAUUGGCCAAAAAGCACCUUGAGACCAAGUUUAUCAAAUUAAAUGCUGAAAAAUCCCCAUUUCUGUGUGAGAGACUUCGCAUCAAAGUAAUUCCUACAUUAGCACUUGUAAAAGAUGGGAAAACCCAGGAUUAUGUGGUUGGCUUCACUGAUCUGGGGAACACGGAUGAUUUUACUACAGAAACCUUAGAAUGGAGGCUAGGCUGUGCAAAUAUAAUCAACUACAGGUAA
Euleptes europaea (tarantolino) is the source of this 580-nucleotide messenger RNA. RefSeq names its product thioredoxin domain containing 9 (gene TXNDC9). NCBI's taxonomy places the organism in Eukaryota, Metazoa, Chordata, Lepidosauria, Squamata, Sphaerodactylidae. The transcript is spliced from 3 exons. Gene Ontology annotation, biological process: microtubule cytoskeleton organization. Gene Ontology annotation, cellular component: cytoplasm. The record is from RefSeq and is a predicted model, not a curated record. The coding region runs from base 14 to 580 and encodes 188 amino acids.